CGAGGCAGAAGGGGGCGGUAAUGCUCACAAACCGUUGGUUCCAAUCUUAGAGUUUCAAGAUGGCGUCUCAGUAUUACCAAGAGAUGCAAGAGAGCUUCAGAAAUAACAACAAAAGCAGAGAAUUCGCUGCUCACACAGCCAAAGUACACUCGGUGGCGUGGAGCUGUGAUGGCAGGAGACUUGCUUCGGGCUCGUUUGACAAAACUGCGAGUGUUUUUAUCCUCGAGAAGGACCGUUUGGUGAAGGAGAAUAACUACAGAGGUCACGGUGACAGUGUGGAUCAGCUCUGCUGGCAUCCCACCAACCCAGAUCUGUUUGUCACGGCAUCCGGAGACAAGACCAUUCGCAUAUGGGACGUCCGCACCACCAAAUGCAUCGCCACUGUCAAUACGAAAGGAGAGAACAUCAACAUCUGCUGGAGCCCUGAUGGUCAGACCAUCGCUGUUGGGAACAAAGAUGACGUGGUGACCUUCAUCGACGCCAAGACGCAUCGCUCCAGAGCCGAGGAGCAGUUCAAGUUCGAGGUGAACGAGAUCUCCUGGAACAACGACAACGACAUGUUCUUCCUCACAAACGGCAACGGCUGCAUCAACGUUCUGAGUUAUCCAGAGCUGAAGCCCAUCCAGUCCAUCAACGCUCACCCGUCCAACUGCAUCUGUAUCAAGUUUGACCCGACGGGGAAAUACUUUGCCACAGGAAGUGCCGACGCCCUCGUCAGCCUGUGGAACGUGGAGGAGCUGGUGUGUGUCCGCUGCUUCUCCAGGCUGGACUGGCCUGUGAGGACGUUGAGUUUUAGCCACGAUGGGAAGAUGUUGGCCUCGGCCUCCGAGGAUCACUUCAUCGACAUCGCCGAGGUGGAAACAGGAGAGAAGCUGUGGGAGGUUCAGUGUGAUUCUCCCACCUUCACUGUUGCCUGGCACCCCAAGAGGCCGCUGCUGGCCUACGCCUGCGAUGACAAGGAGGGCAAGUACGACAACAACCGGGAGGCGGGGACCGUCAAACUGUUCGGCCUCCCCAACGACUCCUGAGACGGAGCAGCUGAGUGUUUCCUGGCUAAACAGAUUCUGAUCAGACCUUUAGAGAGAGAGAGAGAGAAGUAAAGGACUCUGCUGCUUCCUGAAGCAACAGGAACCUUCUGCCUCCAGCAGGUGGCGCUGCUCUCCUGACUUUCCUUUUAAACAGCUGACUUCAUUCCCUGUUUUGAUACACAGAGAACAACAACUCCCAGUGCUGUAAUAUAGUGUUUUUUUAUGUAAAAUAUGCUUUUUUUAAUAUUAAAACUGGUCUCUUUAUAAA
Cottoperca gobio is the source of this 1296-nucleotide messenger RNA. RefSeq names its product THO complex 3 (gene thoc3). Gene Ontology annotation, molecular function: protein binding. Gene Ontology annotation, biological process: mRNA export from nucleus. The transcript has 6 exons. The coding region runs from base 60 to 1028 and encodes 322 amino acids. The record is from RefSeq and is a predicted model, not a curated record. NCBI's taxonomy places the organism in Eukaryota, Metazoa, Chordata, Actinopteri, Perciformes, Bovichtidae. Gene Ontology annotation, cellular component: THO complex part of transcription export complex.